AUGACAGAUGUUAAUAUCAACGUCCGAUUGGUCUCUAUCCCAUAUUCCACAAGAGAUUCGCUGGAUCCCUGCAUUUCUAAAAUAGUGGAUGAAUUCAACAUGGGACCGUACAAUAUACUUAUGCAAAAUGAUAUUGAUUGUGACAUGUUCAAUCAGAAAUGCCGAUCAGUAGUUGUCGAUUUUCCAGAAUCAAAGAUCAUUUAUUUCAUCUACCGAGGCACUAAUCAAGUGAUUCAACUUCUCAUGCAAGCACUACCAGUGACCAAAAACUUCCUUGGCUUAGGCCAGACGAAACAAUACUAUGUCUCAGCUUCUGAUACUUUUUGGAAAAAUCAGAAGCAUAUAGUCAUGGAUCCGAAAUACAAGGAUUACAAAUUUAUUUACACUGGUCAUUCGUUAGGAGGUUCAUUAGCCUUUCUCAGUGCCAUGAGAGCAGUAAUACAAGGGAAAAUCCCUGGAGACCAGAUAGAGUUGAUGACAUUCGGAGAGCCUCGCUCCGGACAUCGGAGUUUCACAAAACAAGUUAAAAAUUACAUCAAAAAUGAUAUUCGGAUAACUCAAAAUAGUGACAAUGUUCCUAACUUCCCUAAAUGUACUCGCUCUUCGAUUAGAAACUCCGUGUGUAACCCAAACAAUGAUAAUUCGUUCUAUCACCACGGAUUGGAAUAUUGGUUUUUCAAUUAUAGCAGUCCACAUGAUCAAUACAAGAUAUGUGAUGGUCUUCCCGAAAAUGAGGAUCCAACAUGCAUCGAUCAUCGAAGGAAUCCCACUCUUCUUAGCAUACAAUCUUGGAUAGAUCAUAUCUCUUAUCUGGGCUUGAAUAUGUUCAAGUAUGCGCACGACAUGUGUAAACCUUAA
Molecule: messenger RNA, 858 nt
Organism: Auanema sp. JU1783
Lineage: Eukaryota; Metazoa; Nematoda; Chromadorea; Rhabditida; Rhabditidae
Source: the annotation of a GenBank genome assembly